GCCUUUAUGCCCCCCUUUGCCAGCAGCUCCCAUGGCCGGGGCAGCCUGCCCCUCGCCCAGCUAGCUGUGCCUGCUUGCCCGAGCAGCAGAAAUCCUUUGGGAGGAUCUCCUGCCCCUGGAUGUAAAGGAAGGACAAUGGGGAUGAUGCUCUGAGCGGUCCCCGGCGCUGCCUGCGGCUCCUCCCUGCUCCAGCCGGGCCGGGGCGAUGGACAUGAACAUGAAGAAGUUCACGGUGCGGAGGUUCUUCUCGGUUUAUCUCCGCAAGAAGUCUCGCUCCAAGAGCUCGAGCCUCAGUAGAUUCGAGGAAGAAGGCAUCGUGAAGGAAAUAGACAUCAGCCACCAUGUAAAGGAAGGCUUUGAAAAAGCAGAUCCUUCUCAGUUCGAGCUGCUGAAAGUGCUGGGACAAGGCUCAUAUGGAAAGGUAUUUCUGGUGAGGAAGGUGAAGGGGUCUGAUGCAGGUCAGCUCUAUGCCAUGAAGGUACUAAAGAAGGCAACUCUGAAAGUUCGGGAUCGGGUCCGGUCCAAAAUGGAGAGAGACAUUUUGGCAGAAGUGAAUCACCCCUUCAUAGUCAAGCUGCAUUAUGCAUUUCAAACAGAGGGAAAGCUCUACCUAAUCCUGGAUUUCCUGCGAGGAGGGGACCUUUUCACAAGACUCUCCAAAGAGGUGAUGUUUACAGAAGAGGAUGUCAAGUUCUACCUAGCUGAGCUGGCCUUGGCCUUGGACCAUCUGCACGGGCUGGGGAUCAUUUACAGGGAUCUGAAACCUGAGAACAUUCUCCUUGAUGAAGAGGGCCACAUCAAGAUAACAGAUUUUGGCCUGAGUAAAGAAGCCAUUGACCAUGACAAGAGAGCAUAUUCCUUCUGUGGGACAAUAGAGUACAUGGCCCCAGAGGUGGUCAACCGGCGGGGACACACGCAGAGCGCGGACUGGUGGUCGUUUGGUGUGCUGAUGUUUGAGAUGCUGACAGGGUCGUUGCCCUUCCAGGGGAAGGACAGAAAGGAGACCAUGGCACUCAUCCUCAAAGCCAAGCUGGGGAUGCCCCAGUUCCUGAGUGCAGAAGCCCAGAGCCUGCUGAGAGCCCUCUUCAAAAGGAACCCCUCCAACCGCCUAGGUGCUGGGUUUGAUGGAGUGGAAGAAAUCAAGAGGCACCCUUUCUUCCUGACUAUAGACUGGAAUAAACUCUACAGGAAGGAGAUCAAGCCCCCCUUCAAGCCUGCAGUGGGGAGGCCAGAAGACACUUUUCAUUUUGAUCCUGAGUUCACAUCCCGGACCCCCACAGAUUCCCCAGGUGUUCCUCCAAGUGCCAACGCUCAUCACCUCUUCAGAGGCUUCAGCUUUGUUGCCUCCAGCUUGGUGCAGGAGCCUGCCCAGCCAGAUGUGCACAGAAUCCCUGUGCAUCCCAUCGUGCAGCAGCUACACGGGAACAACAUUCACUUCACAGAUGGGUAUGAGAUCAAGGAGGACAUAGGAAUUGGCUCCUACUCUGUGUGCAAGAGAUGUGUUCAUAAAGCCACAGAAACAGAGUUUGCAGUGAAGAUAAUUGAUAAGAGCAAGAGGGACCCUUCAGAAGAAAUCGAGAUCCUCUUACGAUACGGGCAGCACCCAAACAUCAUCACUCUGAAGGAUGUCUAUGAUGAUGGGAAAUACGUGUACCUGGUGAUGGAGCUGAUGAGGGGAGGGGAGCUCCUGGACCGCAUCCUGCGGCAGAAAUGCUUCUCGGAGCGGGAGGCCAGCGCUGUGCUCUGCACCAUCACCAGGACUGUGGACUACCUGCACUCCCAGGGGCCCCCGAUCCUUGAGCAGCAGCUCAAAUAG
Molecule: messenger RNA, 1816 nt
Organism: Calypte anna (Anna's hummingbird)
Lineage: Eukaryota; Metazoa; Chordata; Aves; Apodiformes; Trochilidae
Gene: RPS6KA2
Product: ribosomal protein S6 kinase A2
Exons: 17
Coding region: 206-1816 (536 amino acids)
Biological process (GO): intracellular signal transduction; protein phosphorylation
Molecular function (GO): ATP binding; ribosomal protein S6 kinase activity; magnesium ion binding
Source: RefSeq, a predicted model, not a curated record